Molecule: messenger RNA, 2708 nt
Organism: Xiphophorus couchianus (Monterrey platyfish)
Lineage: Eukaryota; Metazoa; Chordata; Actinopteri; Cyprinodontiformes; Poeciliidae
Product: cardiomyopathy-associated protein 5
Exons: 2
Coding region: 107-2476 (789 amino acids)
Source: RefSeq, a predicted model, not a curated record
AGAUUACGCUGAGCAUGAAAACUCAACUUGAGCACGCAGUGAUCAACAGUGACAGUGUUGAAGUGUGCUGGGAAACUCAAGCAAAUCCAUCAAGAGAGUCCCUACAAUGGAUACAUUGACAGAAGAUUUAGCACGGUCUGAUGUCGAAGCCGAAAUGACGAUGUUGGGGGCGGAAGAUGCAGCAGAACAAAAUGUUGAAGCAAGCGAUGAAGUGGAGAACCUUCGAAACAGUUUACGUGAGGCUGUCCACGAUGACAGCGUCCGACCUAAAAUGCAGUGCUUGCUGAUGGACACCUCUUUCUCCAUGGUGACCAUGCAAGGCGAAGACAGCGGGAUCGCAUGGGAAACAACCGCGAGUCGCUGUGCCACACCUUGGACACCUGAAGCAGGAACAAUGGAUGUUAGCUCACCAGCUCCAGUCCGACUCGGAGCAUCGGGGUCUCAGCCUGCAGGAAAGAUCAUAUUUGUCAUGGACGAAGAGAUGAUCGCAAGACAGAGGAAACCUAAAGAAAGGGUGAACAAUCAGAAGAGCAAAGUGGAAAGAGAGCAAGAACUUUGGGAUGAAACCUUUGACAGCGUCUCAGGGCGACCAGAGUUGGUAGAAGUGUCCCAACCCAAUGUAAAAACUGAAGCAGAAGGGGAACAAGAGGAGGCGACUGAUCGUCUGGAGGACAAAGAGCAGAGUUUGUUCAGGAUAGUGUCAGAAGGUUCAGAAAUCCUCAACAUUGUUGUCCCUCCUAAAUUUGCCACCGUGGAUGAAGAGGAGAGCAAGGAAAUGGUGGACAACUUGUCAUAUCUGGAGGAGAGUCUUGUUCCCAAAACCAGUGCAGAGACUCAAGACAAUGACUUAUCAUUCUCAGCAGAAACUGGUGAUCAGAUAAAGGUUUUACCUCUUACAGGUCCUGGUGCAAUGGACCCACCAGGGGCUCCGGUGGCCAGACCGCCAGUAAGAGGAGUGCCUGGGAAUGUGGACUACUUUGAGGCGUUCUCUCUGAUUGAGGCCCAGGCUCCAGGAAGUCCUGCUGUGAUUCCACAAGGGCAGGAGGAGCAUGCGGCAAAAACAGCCACUGACAACCUGGAUGCUGAGAAACCAGUGGCACCUGAAGACCACAAAACGACCAAAAGUGUGGACACUGAUAAAUCAGACACAGUAAGUUUAGAGGAAAUAACCAGUGACCUUCUAGAUGAUGUCUUCUAUGGCGGUACAGAAAACUACGCUUUAAAAAGUAUGGAUGAUGAAGUUGGACUAGCAAAAAGUCCGAUAUCUAGGCUUGCUUCCAAACCAAGUGGUUCGUCUUUGUUCGGUAGCCAAGAGGACAUCCUGACACCAAUCUUCCUACCUGAAGGACCACCAAAAAUUAUUGACCAAAUAUUGCUGGAAGAGCCGACAGCCAUGGCUUUCCUUUACUCUGACCUGUAUGAGGAAGCAUUGGGCAGUAGGAAAAAGGAGGAGGAUGCAGAAAGCAUGACGUCUGAGAAGUCCUUCCAUAGCAGGCAUUCAGACCGAGAGGCCAGAGGUUACUUAGAGAAAUUUGUCCUGAUUGAUGAGACUCCUGCAGUGGAAACAGAACAGCAAGAAAAAGAAAUUUUCACAUCAGAGGAAUCUCGGACUCUACCUCAAGAUAUGUAUGACUUUGAAGACGUUCUCGCCAAGUCUGAAAAAGAGAGGCAACACUCAGACGACGUCACGGACUUCUUCAGGUCUAGUGCCAAUUCUUCUCCCUGUGACAUAGAACCUUUCCCUCGAUCCCUAGAAGAGGACGACAUUCAAACAGCAAAGAGUAGCAUCAAGACUCAAAAAAGCGUCUCAAUAGCUGCAGAAAAAGUCUCAGAAACCCCAGUAGAUCCUCUCGGCUUUUCAAGCUAUGAGUUCCUGCCAGAUGAACCAGACUGGGAGGAUGUAGAUGAUGGUCCUACAAACCUAGACAGAAGAUCUGUUGGAGGAGAAGAACUGGGAAGGCAAGAAUCCGAGCUCAAUAAACCAGAUGUCCCUCCCAGGAGAAAGACGGCAUCCUCUCCUGCUAAAUCCUGCUUGGAUCUAACACCUCUUACUCCGGUUGAUAUGAUUACACAAGAGAAAGAGGAGGCUGGAGGAAAGGAGCACAGGGUGGAGGAAAAAGAGACAGCAUCACCCGUAGAGACUGCUGACGAAGGAGACGGAAAUGAAGAAGACACUGUGGCGACUGAAUCCGAAGUUGCACAACUUGACAGCGAUCCAGUUGAGUUGAAAACCGGGGUCCUGGAGAGUGAAAGCACAAAAGAGUCUGAUGAGAUGACUGUCACAGACGCAAAACUAAAUGAAGAGGAAGAAACAAAACCGAACGAAGAUAGAAGUGAGAGUCAAACAGCAACGACCGCUACAGGACUCAAAGAAACAGAUGUUGAGACAGAGGUUAAUUCGGAGAAACAAGAAGACAGACCCACCACCUCAUCAGCUGAUCCUGCUGUAAACAAAAAGCAGUGUGUAAUACUUUAGUUUAGCCAAAAAGCUACCAUUUAAAACCCACUAAAAUGUUCUUACACACAGUUCCUACAGGUUAAAGUCACGGUGACCAGUUUGUGUAACACAUAGAAUAAGUGCUGGUUUUUGACCCCCCACCAAUUAGUUCCUUUGAGCUAUUAAUUGUUUUUUAACCCAAGGUUUUCAGGUAUGGAAUGGUACUGCCUAUUGUUUCAUUCUAAUUGUGUGUCGGGAAGUUUUGUACCUG